Messenger RNA from Maylandia zebra (zebra mbuna), 1306 nucleotides. RefSeq lists its product as uncharacterized. NCBI's taxonomy places the organism in Eukaryota, Metazoa, Chordata, Actinopteri, Cichliformes, Cichlidae. The record is from RefSeq and is a predicted model, not a curated record.
GUGAAGCUGCUCAAAGAUCUUUCAGCUCAAAAUGUCUACAGAAAUUCAAAGUGUUGAAGAUUUCAGGGUGAAAUACAGCAGAGGGUCCCAGGAGGAUGGAGGAGUGAGAGAGCAGAGUGAGGUGGAGGUGUUAGAUGAUGGAGAGCAGCACCCUGACGUUGGCCUACAAGAAGCUGAUGAACACUUCCAGAAGAACGUUCCAGCUUCAACAAGAAGCUGGCUCAGAGUUUUUGAAGUAAACCUGGGAGUGCUGUAUCUUCUGAUGCUGGCUGGAAUCACGACACGCUAUAUUUUAGUCACUUUGGACAAAGAGCAGCUGCAGAACAGAAACAAUGAACUGAGCAACAACUUCAGCCUUCUGGCUAAUCACUCGGGUCAGCUACAGGAAGAGGUCAAGCAGCUCAAAGAAAAGAUGGAAGAGAAGUGUCCCGAUCGAUGGACAAGAUUUGGAAGCAGCUGUUACUUUAAAUCCACUGAGGCAAAGCACUGGCAAGAGAGCAGGAGAGCCUGUCAGGAUAAAGGAGCUGAUCUGGUGAUGAUAAACAGCAAAGAGGAACAGGAAUUUAUCAAUGAACUGAACAUGAGAGGAGAGUCCUGGACUGGUCUGACAGGCAAACAGACAUCAGGAGGAUAUAAAUGGGAAUGGGUGGACGGAUCAGCGCUGACAGAAACGUUGUGGGCACCAGCACAGCAGAGUACGAGUUAUGAUUCCUAUGGAGUCUGCUGUGAUGAUAAAGGGAACUUGAAACAGGCAGUUGAACAUUAUGUUGGUUACAGCUCGAAGACCUUCAUCUGUUAUUUGGAAGUUUGUUACUUUUUGAGUAACGCCGUCGCCUGCAGCGCCACCUCCUGGGGCUCCCACGCCGGCGCCUGCAGCGCCAACUCCUGCGGCUCCCACGCCAGCACCUGCAGCGCCACCUCCUGGGGCUCCCACGCCGUCGUCUGCAGCGCCACCUCCUGCGACUCCCACGCCGGUGCCUGCAGCGCCACCUCCUGCGGCUCCCACGCAUGUCCUCAUUGCGGCCGGCCUCGGGACCUGCUCUAUCGCCAUCACUGGCUUUGCGAUCUAUCAAAGAAGGUGAGAAACAGCAGAAAGGAGGAUGGAGCAGAGUGGGAGCAGAGGGAGGUGGAUAUCUAUACUACGUGUAUCUACGACAGUGCAGACUUUGCUCACACUGGAAUUCAAUCACAAGGAGGAGGAAACUCUUUGAGGAUCGAGGUGGAAGAGCUUAUGAGGAGGCAGGCCAAUGAGUGGGCAGCAGAGAGGCUGAUCAACCCCUGUGAGCAACCAGAGAUGGGUGGAUGA